This is a messenger RNA of Suillus subalutaceus, 872 nucleotides long. RefSeq lists its product as uncharacterized. Lineage: Eukaryota; Fungi; Basidiomycota; Agaricomycetes; Boletales; Suillaceae. The record is from RefSeq and is a predicted model, not a curated record. The transcript is spliced from 12 exons. The coding region runs from base 1 to 735 and encodes 244 amino acids.
AUGGUGGACUGGAACGAUCCUGACCUCGAAGCGAAAUUGGAGGUGGUUUCAGUACAGUUGUUGUAUGCUAUCCUUGGCCUAUAUGGCUGGGAAUAUAUACGCUCCUCACAUGUGGAGAUAGCAUUACUUCGGAGGCAGCUUCCAUUUCGAUGGCCUUUGCUCUCGUACAUUACCGCCAGAUUCAGCUUCUUGAUUGCGGUCAUUUUACAUGCGACGCAAUCAAGUCCCUUCUACACAAGCGUUUAUUGUCAGAGUGAGUAUUUUUUCUGGACAAAUGUCGCCGUCUGCUGCUCCACAACAAACCUGAUGAUCAGAACGUGGCUGAUUUGGAAGACCAGUCGCGUGCUGCGCUGUUUGCUAGUCCUGUUAUCACUAGGUCAUUGGACAGUGCUCACUCUCCUCCUGGCAACCGCUCGUGCGUCCACCCAAAACGGGGUGUGCGUGACCCACUUUGUCAAUCCCGCAUAUGCUAAUGUGUUGGUCAUAUAUAGUACGCAUUUCGCAUUUAUGAUCAGUGGAUACGUGAUGAUGAUGCCAUUGCCAUCGUCUUCCCCGCUAUGGAAGACGCUCAUGAAACAAGGGGUGAUAUAUUUCAUCUUCAAUUUUCUAGCGAACCUUAUUUUACUGGUCCUGAAUCGUUUGAACCUGAAUCUUAUUAUGAAUGUUAUUUUCGGAACGCCUGCGGCAUGCAUCUGGUCAGGACUCUCAUUACGACUUCCGCACGAUUGCAUCUAACCAAGUGGUCCUCUGGCUUCUCCGUCCUUCAUCCAAUUGUGAAAGGUUUUCCUUUUUUUCUGCAUGUAUCACCAGUCUCAUUCGUGAUAAAUAGUGACAACAACUCGUCGGCUAAAGUGCAUCCUCUAACAACUAAC